AUGGCUGUGAUGAGACGCAAUAGUUUUACAUGGAGAUUAGGAGCUGUUGGAGACUUGAAAUUCCUCGGCACUGCAUUGGAGACUGAUACAAACGGAUCCAUCGCUUAUUGGUGCAGAAAUCUAUCUUUUUAUCCUAAUUCCGUCCUUUUUCAGACGAAAGUCUGCUCCUUUUCUUCCAACGGCUUAUCCAUAUCCUCCGUAAAGACCAAAACUCUUUAUGGGACUUGGAAACUCAAGUCUGCUGAAGAAGGAGAAACAGCUGUUUCCCAACAAGAGGAACCUGCUGUUGCUGAGCAACAAGACUCGGUUUCUGUUCCUGUCUCUCCUUCAGACACUUUCAGAAUGCAUUUCCAGGCAGAUGGAAUGUUGAAUGAAGCUGAAAUUCCAAAGGUGACCACGGCACUAGAGGGAGCUGAUGGUAUCUCGAACUUGAAGGUUCAAGUCCUUGAGGGUAUCGACACUGUUGAGUUAAUGAAACAGACAACGGUCCAAGCUACUGGAGUGGCAUCCAAUUUGGUCGAACUCAUACAGGGUACAGGAUUCAAGUUACAAACAUUGAACCUGAGUUUCGACGAUGAAGAAGACAUUCUUGUGUAGUUAUCGUAUUUAGAUUUUGAAAAAAACUUGUCUUUGAAGUCCUCGGUUCCUUUAUUUUGAUUCAACUAUUCAAGAAUGGUGGUUAAACGUGAAAAGCUGAUAUUCUUGAUGGAGAAAAAUUGUUCAAAAUGA
Hibiscus syriacus is the source of this 729-nucleotide messenger RNA. RefSeq lists its product as uncharacterized. Gene Ontology annotation, cellular component: chloroplast. Gene Ontology annotation, molecular function: metal ion binding. The coding region runs from base 1 to 597 and encodes 198 amino acids. The record is from RefSeq and is a predicted model, not a curated record. The transcript has 5 exons. Lineage: Eukaryota; Viridiplantae; Streptophyta; Magnoliopsida; Malvales; Malvaceae.